AGUUCCAGUGGUUCCUCUUCUUGUCGGACAUGUAGCCGUGGCCAAACCAGCAGAGAUUUGUUUCUGGGCUCCUCCCAAAUGGCCUUUGGCCGCUUAUAUUCAACACAAAUCUUCUUUAUCUUUAUAAUGUAAGACUUGGAUUGACACUCGCUCAACAAGAACUAAACAUUCAACUAGACCUGACAAGAAAAAACAUAUUAUUGGUAGUGCGGGUUGUGAAGAGUUGCUUCACAACCUUAUAGACUGAAAUUUUAUCUACUUGCAUGUUUUGCUUCCUAUUCAAUAGCCAGCAUGUGUCUGUAAAGCUGUAAUCGGAAAAUCUAUUUUUUCGGUUCAUAGAUGUUACUGUACCUGCCUAGAGCAAGAUCGUACUCGAUAAACAGAAAGUAAGAUAUUUUUCAACAUUAGAGUAGAACAAAAUUUAUGCAUCUAUCUAACAAUGGAGCCUGCAACUUCGAACUGGAAGUGCAAUAUUGAUUUCUUGUUUGCUAAUUGAGCAACUUCAUUUACCAUCAACUAUAUAUAUAUAUAAGUACCUGAGCCCGUGAUGUUCGAUACACGUAACAUGAAAAUGUCUCAGCUUUUGAAUCUCUAUCUCUUCCUUUACAAUUCGCUUCAGGCCUGCGGAUGGGCAAUUUCUUUAAUAAGGGUGUUGAGCAGCUUCAUCAGCACCACAUCAGUUACCAGUGCUUAUGCUUCAUCCGGAGAACUGAUUUGUUUGUUACAAACCGUUGCACUCUUGGAAACUAUCCACGGAGCAAUAGGGAUUGUUCCAAAUGGGGCACUGUUUCCGCUGUUGCAAUGGUUUGGAAGGACUCAUUGUGUUGUCGCAGUUGCUCAUGGCGUUAAAGAGGUGCAAGAAAAUGCAUCCAUAUUCAUAAUAUUUGUUGCAUGGUGCGUAACUGAGGUUGUAAGGUACCCAAAUUAUGCUCUAAAUUGCUUCGGUACAUCACCUUAUAUUCUUACCUACCUCAGGUACACUUUAUUCAUUGUGCUGUAUCCUACUGGAUUUCUCAGUGAAUUGUGGCUCAUGUACAAAGCACUCCCAUUUAUAAAGAAGAAAAAGCUCUAUGAAGGAUUGUUUGCUGGUCUCCCAUUUGGCUAUUCAGGAUUCGUUCUGGCUGUGAUUUGUUUGUAUCCGUUGAUUUUCCCCAAAAUGUACCUGCACAUGUUCAAGCAACGACGAUCAAAAUUGGGAAAAUAUCACAUUAAGAAGGCCAGCUGAAGGUUUCAGAGGAGGAUCUUGUAAUAAGUUGGGUCAUACUUGCUGUUUGUUCGUCGAUGAAUAAUACGGGUUCAGUUGUACAAUUGUAUCUUACAAUAUUGCUGAAUAAUCAAUGCCAGUAACGUUAGCUAUUUAACAUGUAAGGAUGUAUAAGGAAUCAAGAACUGCAGUCCUGGAUAUUGCCUUAUUUGAAAAUUAGUACAGAAAUAAAAUAAAUUCCAAUGCAUUUUAAUUUCGAUUUCCUUCCUGAGUAAAAUUAUUUCUGACAUUAGUUAUUUACAAAAUGUGGCAGUGCAGAAAUUAAAGUGAGAGGGAGUGAUGUGUGAGUUUCUGAGCAAUAUCAUCAACAGAAAGAUUUUUGCACUCCAUACUGCAAUGGCAACUGUUAUUUAGUCUCCUCUGAUCAUGUAUGUAGGGAACACAAAAGAUGUUGUAGAUAUUUAUUUCUUUUGGCUUUAUUGUUGGCAAGAUUUAGUCGUGCCCCACUAAAUCUAUCCUUUUUAACUCUACAAAUCUAUCUAGUGAUCGGCUAUUUGGUUGUUGUAUGUCCCAACACACAACCAGCAACA
Messenger RNA from Daucus carota subsp. sativus, 1794 nucleotides. RefSeq lists its product as uncharacterized. The coding region runs from base 548 to 1225 and encodes 225 amino acids. Gene Ontology annotation, biological process: sphingolipid biosynthetic process; very long-chain fatty acid biosynthetic process; fatty acid elongation. The record is from RefSeq and is a predicted model, not a curated record. The transcript has 10 exons. Lineage: Eukaryota; Viridiplantae; Streptophyta; Magnoliopsida; Apiales; Apiaceae. Gene Ontology annotation, cellular component: endoplasmic reticulum membrane. Gene Ontology annotation, molecular function: 3-hydroxyacyl-CoA dehydratase activity.